UACUUCCAGUUCCGCGAAAAGUUGUUUUCUUUUCUUUAGCGGAACUGCGUAGAUGUAAUUUCCGUUCCGCGAAACUGAAAGUUGGCGCGCAGGACUUUUAAACAACCUCAAUAGCGGACAGAGAAAAUGAAUGACCGCGCUGAACCAGCAUCGUAGUUUCUUAAAAAAAUGGAGCAAUACGGUUAACUGUGACCGGGACAUUAGUGAUUCAUGUCGGUGUGGUGGAGAUGCAGAGUCGGUCGAAAUUAAAUGAAACGAGCGGUCUUCUGGGAACUGUGACGGUGGCUGCUGGGGUUAGGCUGCUCCUGACAACAGGAUAACUACCAGCUCAUUAAAGAAGCGCCCUGAAGCAGCUGCGUUCACACUCCUGGCUGCUGUUUAAACUGUCGCCAUGAAAAGGAUGAAAAUGAAGAAAGCCGAGGUUCUCCGAGGCUUACCUGGGGGGCAGAAGAACAUCUCUGCCUUCUUUUCCUCCCAGAACCUAAAGGUCUUCCCAACUUCCACAAAAGUAUCCACCACGGCUGCGGUCCAGCCCAAGACUGAGCCUCCAGUCAAAGAUGGUGAAAGCUCUCUGUUCAGAGUCCAUUCCCCAUUAAAGAGGAGUGUCCUUGGGGACCUUGAAAACCGCCUUCCCUCCUCACCAGAUCUUCUACUCUCUGUGCCUGAGACGCCAAACAGUCAAAUCAGGCAUACCUGCUCUCCCUCCUUUAAGAAGGACCUCAGCAGGAAGGAGGUGUGCCUGGCAAACCUCGGCCAGCUGUCUCCUGUCUGUCGCAGUCCCCGCUCCAAAGGGCCAAAUUUACGGAGAGUAAUGGCUAAGGAUGGAGGAAAAGCCAAGAGGGAAGAUAGAACGUCUGGCUCCAUGAAAAGGCUGUUCAGCCCUCCUGAAGAGUCACAUGAUGCCAAGAGACCAAGAACUACCAGCCCAUUGACCACAGGAGCAGUGAUUAUGAGUAGAAGCCUGAAAGAAAGAAAUUCUAUAACUGAGCCAGAGAAAACACCCUCCUUACCCACUGAACGUUUAGCAGGUUGUUAUGACAGGUCUGUGGGUCACAGUCAAGGCACUGAAUUGAUCUUAAAUGAUGGUAGAAGCGCAAUAAUAUCAGUGCAGUCUGUGUCUUCCCUCUCUUUGGGCCAAGAGAAGAAACCUCAGCAAGAACACAAUGAGCAAGAUUCUGGUUUUACUUUGAUAACGGAGCAGACAGCAGCUGAGGCCAAAACCAGCAGAAAGCUGCACACUAGUGUGGAAAAGGACACUCCUAAUGCACUUGUGCAUGAAACCAGUGCUGAAGCUAUCACACCUGCACUGCACAGAGGUUCAAAGGAGAGAGAGGUUCACCCAAACAUAAAAGAGACCACAAGAACCUCGAAGAAGGUUGGAGAUGGAGACCAAAAAACACAGGAUCAGGAGCAAAAUGGUGGAACGGCUCCUGCGUGUCCCACAGAAGAGCGACUGGAUGAGAGCUGGUUUGCAGAUCAGAUGGAGCAUAAUGAAGGUCUUAAGACCAAAAAAUCCCGUCUGGUUUUACUCCCUGAUAGCCUCAUCUCAGGUACCAGCAUCUCCAGCUCCAUCCGCUGCAUGAGGCGUGCGGUGCUGGGAGAUAUGUUCAAGAGUUUUGAUGGUGGCAGCAAGCAAAUGCUUAACGGCACCAUGGUCCAUGAAGUCUUCCAAAGAGCAGCUACAGCUAAAGAUUUUUCUUUGGAGACGCUAUCUAAGCUCGCUGAUGAGGCUUUGCACAGUCCUCGAUAUCUGGGAGAUAUGUACAGUUUGGGUGUAACUCAGGAAGAGAUGAAGCAGGAGCUGCAUGAUUAUCUCCCCUCACUGGAACACUGGGCAAAGGAAUACCUCAACUCUCAAACACCUAAAGCCAUAAGCCUUAAAAUCAGUGGCGGAGCUCCAAGUAGGUGUCAGGACUUGGGAGCUGUCGCUACUAUUACAGAGCUGGCAGACAUAGAGGAGAACGUUUGGUCUCCGAGGUUUGGGCUGAAAGGAAAAAUUGAUGUGACGGCCCGGGUUCGAAUCCAAAGACCGCGAAAUGGCUUUCACAGAAUUCCAGAAGAAAAGACCAUCCCUCUGGAGCUGAAAACUGGCAGGGAGUCAAACUCGAUAGAGCAUCGCAGUCAGGUGAUUCUGUACACUUUGAUGACCUUGGAGAGAUACAGUCCUGAGGCCGGCUUUCUACUUUACCUUAAGACUGGCAACAUGCACCCUGUAGCACCCAGCCACAUGGACCGCAGAGAGCUGCUGAAGCUAAGGAACACUUUGGUGCAUCACAUUCACAACUGUGUGGAGAAAGAGGCUGAGCGAAGCUGCCUCUCCAGGCUGCCGGACAUACUGACCAACAGACAAACCUGCCAGUACUGUCCUCAAAAGAGAAACUGUGCCUUAUAUGAGAGGGCUGUGGAUUGCAGCUCUGCAGUCACUGAAGAUGUCAUACAUGAAUUUAUACAGCAAGAGACUGGCCACCUGACAUUGCCUCAUCUUAACUAUUUUUCCCACUGGCUGCUUCUCUGUUGCUUGGAGUCUGUCACCAUGGAGACUAGAAACAGCCGAAAGCGUGUGUGGCUUCAGACGGUUGAGGAAAGUGAGAAGAGCGGGAGCUGCGCAGGGAACCUGCAGCUCAGCGGGCCAGUGAUAGCUCAGUCUGAAGGUGUUUUCCUUCAUCGUUUCCACCGCAGUCAUGUUGCUUCGCAGCAAGGUUUGACCAACAGCAGUCUCUCCAGCAGGGAUCGCAUUGUCGUUAGCGACCUGGAGGGUUGCCUUGUUGGCUUGGCAACAGGUUACCUGUGUGAGGUCAGCCAGACAGUAAUCAGCUGCACACUGGACAGGGACCUGUCGAAGUUCAGGGGUGUGACAUUUCGGCUGGAUGGGGAUGAAGGUGUGGUGGGCUUCAGCACCCACCUCACCAAUCUCUCCAAACUGAUGGAAAACUCUCAGAGCAGUGAUCGUCUGAGGGAGCUGGUCGUCGACCUUCAAGCUCCAGAGUUCAUCUCCAACCUCAGCUCUGUUUUGCCCAGUGAGGCUAAGGACACCGUGGCUGACAUCCUCAAAGGUCUCAACAAACCCCAGAAACAGGCCAUGAAGAAGGUGUUGUUAUCUAAAGACUACACACUGGUAGUCGGCAUGCCUGGCACAGGCAAAACCACAACCAUCUGCACCCUGGUUCGUAUCCUGCAUGCUUGUGGUUUUAGUGUGUUGCUGACCAGCUACACCCACUCUGCUGUUGAUAACAUCCUUCUGAAGCUUAAACGUUUCAGAGUUGGUUUUCUGCGUCUGGGUCAGGGACAGAAGGUUCAUCCAGACAUCCUGUCAUACACAGAAGAAAGUGUGAGGAAGAAAGGGGUUCACACUCUUUCAGACCUGGAACAGCUUUAUAACAAAGAACUGAUAGUGGCAACUACUUGUAUGGGCAUCAAGCAUCCUAUUUUUACUCGACGCCGCUUUGAUUUCUGCAUUGUGGAUGAGGCGUCACAGAUCAGCCAGCCUAUCUGCCUGGGACCUUUGUUCUACGCCAAGAGAUUUGUCCUUGUUGGAGACCAUCAACAGCUCCCACCAAUAGUGCAAAACCAUGAAGCCAGGUCGCUUGGGAUGGAUGAGAGUUUAUUUAAGCGACUAGAGCUGCAUAGUGAAGCAGUGGUACAACUCAACGUACAGUAUCGAAUGAACAGGCAGAUCAUGUCUCUCAGUAACUCUCUGAUGUACGAAGGCCGGCUGGAGUGUGGCUCAGAGAGGACAGCCGCAGCGCUGCUCACCCUGCCCUUUCUGCUGUCUGUCCAGUCCGAGCUGAGUUCGUACUCUGAGGCUCAUCCCCAGCAUGACCUGUCGUGGAUACAGUCUACACUGUUGCCGAGCAAUCCUGUUUGCUUCCUGGACUGCUCGAUGGUGCCUGCACUAGAAUCAGUGGAACAAGGAGGAAUAAGCAAUCACACCGAAGCUGCCCUCAUACACACUCUGCUUUCACUUCUCAUAAAAGCAGGGUGUAAGCCCAGCGAUAUUGGUGUUAUCGCCCCCUACAGGCAGCAGUUAAAGACAAUUCUGGCUCUGCUGCAGUCGCCUGCAUUCACUGGUGUGGAGGUGAACACAGUGGAUAGAUACCAAGGACGGGACAAAAGUCUGAUUAUUCUUUCUUUUGUCAGGAGCACGGCAGAGGAAGGAAACAUCAAUAGAUAG
Neolamprologus brichardi is the source of this 4171-nucleotide messenger RNA. NCBI's taxonomy places the organism in Eukaryota, Metazoa, Chordata, Actinopteri, Cichliformes, Cichlidae. The record is from RefSeq and is a predicted model, not a curated record.